AUGUAUCCAAGUGGAUUAAGUAUUACACCAUGGCCAAUUUUCAAUGAUCCUGCUUGGUUUAAAAGUUUAAGGGAUAUCAAAAAACUUUUAGACGAACAAAAUCCUAAAUAUGAGAAUGCACGAUUAUUUUUACAGAAUACAAAAGUUAUUAUGGCUAAAUUAAAGAUUUGUGAUUGGAGUUCUUUAAAUGAGAACCUAGUUCAAAUUCGUAUAUCGAUACUUAAAAAGCUUCUUCCAACAGUAAUUUCACUUGGAAUUGAAAUAAAGGAUUCAACUAUUGAACAUUUAUUGAAUAGAGAUACUGGACUUAAUAUAGAUGAUCCUGCAGUUCCUAUAUUUGAAAUAUGUAAAGAUUUUAAUAAUUCAACAAUCUUGUUUGCUGAUUCGGAGCUUUUGUUAUUCGAAGAAAAUAGAGACUUUAUUCACCUUUCUACUGGUCAAAGAAUUUAUUUUGAAGAAAAUAUACAAAAACGUGAUGAAGCAUCUAAUGAUACUUUAUGGUUUAAUAAGUUGGAAAAAUUUUUUAAAUUUAUUAUUGAACGUCGAGUCCUUCGUGUUCAAGAAUGGUUUACACAAAACACUAUUAAAUUUCCACCAGAUAAUAACGAAGUUAUUAUUUGUCAAUAUGCUAUUGAACAAGAAAUUACCAGGCUUACACUCUUUUGGAAAUUAUGUGGUCUUACUUGUAAUUAUUGCAACCUUAGGUGUUUAAAUAAUCGUGAUCAUGAAGGAGAGCAUAAUUGCACAACAAACCAUGAAUGUCACGCUAAUUGCCAGUUUACUGAAACACAUAUUAAUGAAAACAUUAUUCCGAAAUGUAGCUAUAAAGCUGGUCAUGAAGGCAAACACGCAUGUUAUGGCGCCAGUCACUUAUGCGGAAAGCCUUGUCGUUUCUCAAAUAAAAAGAAUUGCCUGAAAAAAUGCUCAAAAGAAAUUGAUCAUGGGGAUAAAAAUCAUCUAUGCCAAUCCACGCUUCACUAUUGUGGUGCAUCAUGUUCAUUAGCUACACAAAAUGGCGACUAUAGAUGCCCUAACACAUGUAAUUUACCGUGCGAAGAGCAACACGAUUCUCAUCGGUGUGAGGAUGAAACAUGUCCUAUUCAAUGUCCAGUCAAUGGUUGCCCGCGGCGUUGCAAGAGUAAUGACCAUUUUCAUGCCCUUUCAGACUCUGAUCAUUUUUGCGGAAAUGAACAUCAAUGCCAGGAAUUAUGCGAAGAACCUGGAAUAUGCAAAACCCAAUUGGAGCCAAAAAAGCAAGAAGAAAUUUAUAAAGGACUUGUUAAAGGAACCUCAAUUACAUUCACCAAAUACAUUCAAAUGAUUGAAACGCUGCCUUGUAGUAAGAAAAUUCCACCAAAUUCGUUUAAGCAUACUGGCACACAUUCUCAUGAUAUAAGUGACAGGAGUAAACAUUACUGCAAUGUAAAAUGCAAAUAUUGUGAAUAUUAUGCAAGUUAUCUUUUUAUUUUAUUUUUAAUUAAUGAAAAAGCCCUCAAAAUGUUUUAUUUAUUAUUUGAUGUCACUUUUCCUAUCAAAGAUGAUGAUAAUGAAUUUUUAUAUGGAGGUCAUAGAUUAAAGGCUGGUGAUGAAGGAACUUUCGUAUUAUGCACUUUGGCAUGCCGUGUUCAUCCUAAUCCUGAAAAAGCAAAAGACUUCAUAUCACAUCGACGUUUUUGGAAGCUUACUGGUUUUAAGGAUCCAUAUAGCAUACAAGAUCAACAUGAAUUCUCUAAAUGUGAUCACGAAUGCCAGGAUGAAAAACAUAAUACGACAGAUGACCCUUCUAAAUCUUACUGUGAAAUGCCACUUUUCCACGCUAUCCUUGACCCAUCAAAAGCUCCUCCAGAACAUGGGUAUAUUUCACUUGAUGGUCAUCGUUUUAAUUGCGAAGACCCAAGUAAAUCAGAAGUUGAUUUCCAUAUUAUUUUUGUCCUGGAUCGGUCUUCUUCUAUGCGAGAAAGUGACAGGAAACCCAUACAAGGCACUCCAAUUUAUAAUGAUCUUAUCAAAGGACAUAAUAACCGUCUUGGCGCUGUUUAUAAUGCGGUUUAUUUAUUUUUAAAAACCCGCUUAUCUUCACAAACUGCUCAAUACAAUAAAGCAGUUUCCCGAGAUACUGUUUCUUUAAUACUUUUUGACUACGAAGCGAUAAUCGCAAUUGAAAACCAACCUUUGAAAGAUCCUGAAAGUCUCUUAAAUAUGAUGCUUCAACAUAAUUAUAGAGUGGGGACUAAUUUCAACAAUGCAGUUCUAAAAGCUGGUUCUUUGAUUGAUAAUCAUUUUAAUCCUUCAAAGACGAAUAUUAUUUUGUUCUGUUCAGAUGGAAAGUGUGGGGUGCCUAAUGAGGAGUUAAAAAGCAUUUGUUCAAAAAAUCAAAAAAGAGGGUCUCCAAUAUUUUUGAACACGAUUUUAUUCAGUAAUAAUUUAGAGUGUCCAUCAUUGCAACAUAUGGCUGAUAUAGCACAAAGUUAUCUUCCAAAAGCAACCAAUUCUAGUGCAUUAAGAUGUCAAUUUACAAGAGUUAUAGAUGAAGUAAUUUUAGUUAAUACUUUUAAUGGUAUUGCGGAGAGUUUAAGAAGACAUAAACCAGUAUUGUUAAAGAAAAAUAAGUUAUAA
This is a messenger RNA of Scutellospora calospora, 2616 nucleotides long. Lineage: Eukaryota; Fungi; Glomeromycota; Glomeromycetes; Diversisporales; Gigasporaceae. The record is from the annotation of a GenBank genome assembly.